CGCUCUUCUGGGAGGAUACUGUUUCACUGUUGGUUGAAACUAUACCUAUUUCCGCGAAAAAGGCGUGUUUGGGUUCUGUCUUGGGUUAUAUAAGUAAGGAAAUCGCGAUAGAAUAACAAAUCUGAAGACUAUUAUUAAGGCACUUCAACUUAAACUGGGAUGGACCGAACACAUAACUUCCUAUACAUUGCGGGGCUUUGCUUGGCAUUUUCGUGUUCCUUAUCAUAUUCGGAUGAUGUGGAUGUCGAUAUCUCCACGACACGAUACGACUGCAUGACCACCACAUUUCCACGGAAAAUAUCACACUGCUUUUCUCCAGGAGAGGACGAAGCAAAGAUAACGGCAGAUCAUUUUCCAGAGCAAACAGUGUGCUUAUCUGAAGAGAACAACUCGUUUUACAUUUGUUCUGGAGGAGAGUGGCUGGAAUCGGAGUUUGUACAGGAAGGUGCUCCAGGAAGGCACAAGAGGGGAUUUUUUAAGAAACUUUUCAGAAAAGUUAAAAAGGUAGCACGUUUCCCCCACGACCAGAUUAGAUCGCGGCUACCCUUCUUCAGACGUCGUAGACCCUUUCCUAAAAUAUUCAAUAGCCCACCUUCGAUAACUUGUCCUCCGAUUCCCAGCACUAUUAUUGCUGAGUCCGGGGCGUCCGAAGCCACAGUCAGAUGGGGCGGCCCUAAAGUUACCGACAAAGAAAACAGGAUCGAAUCUACACGUUUAACAAGUGGCAAGGGUCCAGGCAGUAGGUUCGGUGCCGGGCGCCAUACAGUCAGCUACAAAACGACUGAUCAUCUAGGCGCUACUGCCUCAUGUGCGGUGUCAUUCACUGUUAAAGUAAUUCGCUGCCCCCAGCUACCCAGUAUAGCGAAUGGGAAUAUUCACUGUUCAGGGUCGGUUGGUAGAGUGUAUGGCAGCACAUGUACCCACCGUUGUAACUCCGGGUACUCGCUGACGGGGGCAGGGACUCUCACGUGCCAGAAAAGUGGCGCUUAUACUCCAAACCGUCCAACAUGCCAAAAAAUCCAGUGUGGUAGGCCUGCUCUGCCAGUCCAUGGAACGCAUGUCCGCUGUACAGAUGGCAACAGAUACCAGAGUGCAUGUACACUCUUCUGCCACACGGGGUAUUCUCCCAGCAGGGGUGCUAACGCCAUAUGUUCGGCCAACAAGAAGUGGAGUCAAAGUGCCUGGAUAUGUGAAGACACUGUCAAGCCGGUUUUCACAAACUGCCCAACUAAGAAAAUCAACACCAUUGACGAAAGAUUCCGCUGGACACCCCUGAAGGCAACGGACAAUUCAGGAAAGGUGGUCGUGAAACAGGUUCAAGGUGGACCACCAGGAUUUUUGUUGACCGUUGGUGUUCACAUCUUGAAGUAUGUUGCUUCUGAUGAUGCAGGCAACACGGCUUCUUGUGUGUUUACAGUGGAGCUCAAACAGACUGACUGCCCAAAACCCUCGGUUGGCGACCCGGAUAUGAAGUUCACGUGUAAUGGUUUAACAGUUCAGUCUGUUUGCCAGCUGUCGUGUCGCUCCGGUUCCUUUGUUCAAGGCAGUAGCUACAUUUCAUGUGUUCAUCCUGACAAUACGUCCUACUGGGAACCUAUCGACGGAGAUAACCCAAAGUGCUUUAAGAAGAGCUGUCCACAACUACCUGCGCCCAAGAACGGAGCACUAGCAUGUGACAAGCAGCUAGAUGGGACUGUGUGCCAACUCCAAUGUAAUGACGGCUUUGACGUGAAGCAAGGGGAGGGCACAGGGGUAACCUUUGUCUGUGGGCUGAACUCUGACCAGUGGAAACCAAGUAGCGUUGUGCCAGACUGCUCGGAUCUGGCGUAUCCCGAUGAAUACCUUCUACCCACCGAACUCUUCUACUUCUGGGGCAAUUGUGAUGCCCCGGAGACACUGCAGCAGAUCAAGCAACAGUUCCUGUUCAAUUUGAACUCCCUGGGUAUAUCACCCUGUGCACGAGAAACAUGUUCAGUGGAUGACAUCGAUGUCACCUGUGGCGAGGAAUCAGACAUAGACGGCUAUCUGGACUUUAGGCGGAAACGACGAGCCGUGGCGAGACCAAAGCAGCUUGUUCAUAUAAAGAUGACUUUCCGGCUGAAGAACACAAACAAGACGAUGUCACCAGAGGCGGCCAAACUCUUGCUACAAAGUCUUGUCGAGAAAUCCAAGAAUAUGAUGUCAACAAACACCGCAAUGAGGAAAAUGUAUAUGAAAGCGAAUCACAUCACUACACCGGCCCCAAGGCCAAAGUCCAACUUUGCAAUUCGUCCUAUGAGCAAGAGUUUUGGUGUGAAAACGUCGUUAACUAAAAGUUUUGCUCACCAAGAUGCAAUGCCUUCUUUUGAACUUCUCCCAUCUCGACCUCCCCCGACGCCGACUCCCAUUAUACCACAGCUCAAGGCACGUGCAGUAACAGGAAGUAUGACCAUGGAGUGUUCCGGGGGUCAUGUCCAAAUGGACGCCAAGUCCGGCAUCUGUGUGCCCUGCUCGGUGGGGACGUACGAAGAUAAAAUGAAGGGGAAAUGCGUGCCAUGCCCAUUCAACACCUAUCAGAACAGUCUGGGUGCGACCUCUUGCCAUCUCUGCCCACAGCUACAUACAACCGCCUCUACUGGAUCUACAGCCAAAGAGGACUGUAUCGCAUUGUGUUCCUCGGAUACAUUUUCCACGACUGGAUACCACCCCUGCUACCCAUGCCCCCCGGGAACCUAUCAGACGAACACUGGCGCCACGACAUGCAAUCCAUGUCUCAAGGCCGCGAGUGAAAGGCCAAACUGUGUCCUUAAGCAGGACGUUGGCAAUAACACCGCUAUUCCUGAUUAUCUUAGAGUGUCCGAGUUCUUGCUGACCUGUGACAAUGAAUUGUGUCUGUCUUUCUAAGAACUGGAAUUGUCAGGGGGAAAGCAUGUCAUGAUCAUAAUGCCACAUUCGCAUCAUGGAAUAUGCCAAUCAUUCCAAUGUAUUGUUCUUUAUAACUUGGAUGGUGUGUAAUAAAAGUGACAACAAACAAUUAAAUAAA
Messenger RNA from Haliotis rufescens (red abalone), 3022 nucleotides. Its product is annotated as sushi, von Willebrand factor type A, EGF and pentraxin domain-containing protein 1-like. The coding region runs from base 160 to 2883 and encodes 907 amino acids. The transcript has 17 exons. The record is from RefSeq and is a predicted model, not a curated record. NCBI's taxonomy places the organism in Eukaryota, Metazoa, Mollusca, Gastropoda, Lepetellida, Haliotidae.